This is a messenger RNA of Diospyros lotus (date-plum), 3015 nucleotides long. RefSeq names its product alpha-N-acetylglucosaminidase-like. The transcript has 19 exons. NCBI's taxonomy places the organism in Eukaryota, Viridiplantae, Streptophyta, Magnoliopsida, Ericales, Ebenaceae. The record is from RefSeq and is a predicted model, not a curated record. The coding region runs from base 274 to 2739 and encodes 821 amino acids.
UACAUUUGGAAACCGCCAUCGGCUGGAACUCGAAACGGUCAAGAGUCCUUCCAAACGGUCAGGAAAUCUUCACCGACUUCACCUCUCCCUCUCUCUCUCGCGGCCGGCCUUCAAUUUGUCUCCUACUUCCGAGUUAUGAUUCUUAUCAGAAUCUCUGCAUCUCAAACUCUACAAUGUUUGUUUAUUUCCACUUCCAACCGCUCUCGUUAUUUAGGGUUUUCCCCGGACCCAAACCAUCGCUUAUUUUCUCCUUCGUCUUCUUGACCGUUACCGAUGGCGUCUUCGUCGCCGGCCAGUUCUUCGUACGGCUUCUUCUUCUUCAUCGUCCUUAGCCUCUGUUCGCUCUCGUUGACUCGUUCAUCGACAAUCGGAGUCGAGUACAUCUCGCGCCUCCUCGAAAUUCAGGACCAAGAGAGAGCUCCUCCGUCCGUCCAAGUUGCCGCCGCUCGCGGCGUCCUUCGGCGGCUUAUUCCGUCUCAUUCGUCCAGUUUCGACUUCCGAAUCGUUUCUAAGGAUGCAUGCGGUGGAGAAUCUUGCUUUAUUAUUAGCAACCAUCUCUCUCCCAGCAUACAUGGCACUCCGGAGAUUUUAAUUAGUGGUCUCACUGGUGUAGAGCUUUCAGCUGGUCUACACUGGUACAUAAAGCACUGGUGUGGAGCUCAUAUAUCAUGGGAUAAAACUGGUGGGGUACAACUAUCUUCAGUACCUAAACCAGGCUCUUUUCCUCGUGUACAAGAUGCUGGAAUCUUAGUUCAAAGGCCAAUUCCUUGGCAUUACUACCAGAAUGCUGUUACAUCUAGCUAUACAUUUGCCUGGUGGGACUGGGAAAGAUGGGAAAAGGAGAUUGACUGGAUGGCUCUCCAAGGUAUCAAUUUGCCUCUAGCAUUCACUGGGCAAGAGGCUAUUUGGCAAAAGGUCUUUCAGCAGAAUUUCAAUAUUAGCAAUUCAGAUUUGAAUGAUUUCUUUGGAGGACCAGCUUUUCUUGCAUGGUCAAGGAUGGGGAAUCUUCAUGGAUGGGGUGGACCUCUACCUCAAAGUUGGUUAGAUCACCAACUAACUCUGCAGAAGAAAAUUCUUGCCAGAAUGUAUGAAUUUGGGAUGACUCCAGUUCUUCCGGCUUUCUCUGGUAAUGUUCCUGCAGCAUUGAAAAAUAUUUUUCCAUCUGCAAGAAUAACACGUCUAGGAAAUUGGUUCACUGUUGAGAGUGAUCCUAGAUGGUGCUGCACUUACCUUCUUGAAGCAACUGAUCCUUUAUUCAUUGAAAUUGGGAAAGCAUUUGUUCAACAACAAUUGAAAGAGUACGGGAGGACUAGUCACAUAUACAACUGUGAUACUUUUGACGAGAACACUCCACCUGUUGAUGAGCCGGAGUACAUUUCUUCUUUAGGUGCUGCAAUUUUUAGGGGAAUGCAAAGUGGUGAUACCAAUGCAGUUUGGCUAAUGCAGGGAUGGCUUUUCUCCUAUGAUCCAUUCUGGCGGCCUCCUCAAAUGAAGGCACUUUUACAUUCUGUUCCUGUCGGAAGAAUGGUUGUACUGGAUCUCUUUGCCGAAGUGAAACCUAUGUGGUCUACUUCAGAGCAGUUUUAUGGCGUCCCUUACAUCUGGUGUAUGCUACACAACUUUGCUGGGAAUAUCGAGAUGUAUGGGAUUUUGGAUGCUGUAGGAUCUGGACCUGUUGAAGCACGCAUGAGCAGAAACUCAACAAUGGUUGGUGUUGGAAUGUCAAUGGAGGGUAUUGAACAAAAUCCUGUAGUUUAUGAUCUUAUGGCUGAAAUGGCAUUUCAACAUAGUAAAAUCAAUGUGAAGAUGUGGAUUGAUGAAUAUUCUGUAAGACGAUAUGGGAGAUAUGUUGCAAGAAUGCAAGAAGCCUGGAGUAUACUAUAUCACACUGUUUACAAUUGCACAGAUGGUGCCUAUGAUAAAAACAGGGAUGUAAUUGUGGCAUUCCCUGAUGUUGAUCCCUACAUCAUUUCUCUAUCACAAGCUUCUAUAAGACACAUAUAUUACCAGAGUAACAGACAAAUAUCCAGGAGGGCUUUCCUAGAAGAAACAACAGCUGAUUCUUAUGAUCAACCUCAUCUCUGGUACUCAACAUCUGAAGUUCUACGCGCAUUGGAACUUUUUCUUGAAAGUGGUGAUGAACUAUCAGGAAGUAACACUUACAGGUACGACCUUGUUGACCUGACAAGACAAGCUUUGGCAAAAUAUGCCAAUCAAUUAUUCAUAAAGGUUAUAGAGGAUUACAAAUUAGAUAAUGUACUUGGAGUUGCUCGCCACAGCCAAAAAUUUCUAGAGCUUGUAAAAGACAUGGACACACUUCUAGCUUGCCAUGAUGGAUUUCUUCUAGGACCUUGGUUAGAGAGCGCAAAGAAACUUGCCCGAAACGAAGAGCAGAGAGAGCAGUUUGAAUGGAACGCUAGAACUCAAUUAACUAUGUGGUUUGACAACUCGGAGGAGAAAGCGAGUCUGCUUCGUGACUAUGCAAACAAGUAUUGGAGUGGGCUUCUGCGAGAUUAUUAUGGGCCCCGGGCAGCCAUAUAUUUCAAAUUUCUGAUCCAGAGUUUGGAGAAAGGAGAUGGUUUUGGACUAAAAGCUUGGAGGAGGGAAUGGAUUAAGCUUACAAAUGAAUGGCAAAGCAGUCAGAAUGAAUAUCCAGUGGAAAGCACCGGAGAUGCUCUUGCCACAUCCAAGUGGCUGUACGACAAAUACUUGCGUGAUCCCGACACAUACGAUCACUAAACGGGGCAGACUUUGUGCAACCAAAUGAAUCUUUACUGAAGGAACAAGCUCCGAGAACGGGUUUACCACUCUAAAAUGUCCAUCUGGUAAAUUCUGUUCUAUCCUUGCUUGCUAACCUCUCUUUGUUUUUUGAGUUGCACGGCUUGUAAUAGAAGUCAGCGUUGGGGGCUUGUUUGGCUCAAUAAUGUGUAUGAAGACAUCUUUAACCUGCUGAAGUUUAUAGCAUGACUAUUGCAAGUGAAUCAGAUUUGCAAGACCGAUGGCCAAGUUUCAUGG